UCUCACAGAAGGGUUUUAGGCGUAGUUCACCACCGUUUAUCCUCUGCCCUCUUCAGCCAGCAUCCUCUCUGACUGAGACUACAAUACGACAGCACCACACUUCACAAGGCUUCUUCACCAGAUGGCGAGAUGGGAUGAGAUUCUGUCCCUUCCUGUACAGAAUCCUCCGACUUUGGAGUUUUCUUCUUCUGACGUUGUGUGGUCAAAGGUGGAAGGUUGGCGUGACAAAACUAAUAGAGUUGUUCUAAUCCCCUUUGCUAGAGUAGAUGAUUUUGUACGGGGUGAAUCAGCAAAUAAAGACUGUCCAACGAGAUUUCAUGUUGAGGCAAGGAGGCGACGGCCUCCAGAGAUGGCUUACAAGCCAAAAGUUGAUGGCAUUCUUGAAUAUAUUCUGUAUUGGUGUUCCUUUGGUCCUGAUGACCACAGGAAGGGUGGCAUUGUACGACCCAGUAGGACUACUUAUGUCCCAAAGAAGAAAAACGCUGGCCGACCAAAUACUAAGAGAGGGUGCACUUGCCACUUUAUUGUGAAACGCUUAAUUGCUGAACCAUCAGUAGCGCUCAUCAUAUAUGAUGACGAUAAGCAUGUAGAUAAGAAGGGGAUGCCAUGCCAUGGUCCACAGGAUAAGAAGGCUGCUGGAACGCGUGCUAUGUUUGCCCCAUAUAUCUCAGAGGACCUCCGUUUGCGUGUCUUAUCUCUACUAUAUGUUGGGGUUUCUGUGGAGACCAUAAUGCAAAGACACAAUGAAUCAGUAGAGAAACAGGGUGGCCCAUGCAACCGUGAUGACCUUUUAACCCAUCGGUAUGUUCGUAGACAGGAAAGGAGCAUCCGACGUUCUACGUAUGAACUGGAUGCAGAUGAUGCAGUCAGCAUCAGCAUGUGGGUUGAAAGCCACCAGGAUCAUGUUUUCUUUUAUGAAGAUUUCUCUGAUUCCGGACCUUUCACUUUGGGCAUUCAAACAGAGUGGCAGUUACAACAAAUGAUUCGAUUUGGCAACCGCAGCCUUCUGGCUUCUGAUUCAAGGUUUGGAGCAAACAAAUUAAAGCAUCCCGUUCACAGUCUUGUUGUAUUCAACUCAGACAACAAGGCUAUCCCUGUAGCUUGGAUAAUAGCACCAAGAUUUGCUAGUUCAGACGUGCAUAGAUGGAUGAGGGCUCUUUACAACAGAGUUCGCACAAAAGAUCCUACUUGGAAGUUGGCUGGGUUCAUUGUGGAUGAUCCGCUAGCUGAUGUCCUUACAAUCAGGGAUGUGUUUGAGUGCUCAGUGUUGAUAUGCUUUUGGCGGGUCCGUCAUAUAUGGCAUAAAAACUUAGUAAAAAAAUGUUUGGCAACUGAGAUGCUAGUGGAGAUUUCAAGACGGCUUGGGCAGGCAGUGGAUAAAAUCUGCCAAGGACAAGGAACCGUUGGCUUGUUUGAGGAUCUAUUGGAUGAUUUUAUCGAUGAGUCAGAUUUUAUGGAUUACUUUAAAGCAAUAUGGUAUCCGAGAAUGGGAGCAUGGAUUACGGCGCUAAAAUCUCUUCCACUUGCCAGCCAGGAGACAUGUGCCGCAAUGGAGUUUUACCACAACCAACUAAAGCUCAGGUUGUUGAAUGAAAAGGACCCUGGUGUUUAUCAACGCGCCGAUUGGUUGGUUGAUAAGUUGGGUACAAAAGUGCAUUCUUACUUCUGGCUUGAUGAGUACUCAGGGAAGGAUGAUUUUUCACGAUAUUGGAGAGAUGAGUGGGUGAGUGGUUUAACAUCUUGGCGCAAAGCAUUAAAGAUUCCAGAUUCUGAUGUUGUCAUAGAAGGUAGAUGUGCAAAAGUUGCUGACCAGCUUAAUCAAGAUAAAGCUUAUGUUGUCUGGAAUCCUGGUUCGCAGUUUGGUAUUUGCAAUUGCAGUUGGGCAGAAAUGGGCAAUUUGUGUGAGCAUAUGUUAAAAGUUAUUAGCAUAUGCCGUAAACGAGGAUCUACUAUGCCAUCUAUCAGCUUAUUUCAGUACCGCAAGGCAUUGUUUGACAUGCUACACUGCCCUCCCCAUGAUUCUUUGAUUCGUGAUCAUGCUGUUUCUUUAGCAGUUUGUGUACAGAAGCAGUUAAACGCACUGGUUGAUUUAGAUAGCAGCCAGACUACUUUAGAUACCAUUCAGAAACAUACUGUAGAUAACAUUGAGCAGGAAUCUGUUGAGAUGGUUUCUGCUAAUCAGGAUAGAGAAUUAGUAAAUGAGAGUAACUGUAUGGAUGAGGAUGUAUCAUCGCAUGAUGAGAAUUGUGAGGAUGCAAAUGAUGCUCCUGACAGUAUUAGAGGUGAUGUGGAUGGUGAAAUGAUUGAUCCUUGUGCUGAGAUGGAUGUUGAGCCAUCAUCCAUCUGUAUUUCCCCACCCGGGUUGUAUUCUGUUGAUGAGGUUGUAGCCAGCAAUGUCUUUUCAGAGGAUGGAGGUAGAGUGUUGACCGAACCACCUCCAAAUGAUGCUCUUAGUGACGGGAAUCGGUUUCAAGAUGAUAUCUUAAAUAAAGAUUGCCAUGAAAGUAUGAUGGAUGUGGAGUCACAGUCCAUUGAUGUUCCUCCAUCAACUAGGGAGUUUCGGGAGCAAUGCACAGUGACCCAUCAAAAUGGUCUCUCAGUCAAUGAUGUUGGGCCUACAGUUUCUAGCACUCCUGAUACUGAUCCCAAGACCUCCCCAUCUAUAUCCUUGCCUGUUGGAUCACAGGUGGUUGAUAUGGUUGAAACUUCAGGUUUCAUCAAGGAGAAUGAAGGGAUAGAAUUGGAAAGUAUUCAUGAUCACAUUGCAGAUGAUUCUGAUGUUAGUCACGAUGCAAAGGCAGUUGGCAGCAUGAUGGCUGAACACACAGAAUUGUAGUUAACAUGCUCCUUGUGAUGGAAAAUUACAUCUCGGAACAAUGGCCUUCGCAGGUUUCAGCUUAUGAAACUGGCUCUUGUGAGAAGAUUCUUCAAUUGCUUCUUUUGAGAUUGGUGUACAUUUCAAAAGGGUGCUGGAAAUGGAGACUCCAAUAACGAGAUUAUUUGCCAGCCAUUGUUUUAGUAGUGCCGAUCAUACGGCCGGUAAAGGAACUGUUUCAGGGUCCAACAAACACCAGGCAGAGACUAGUGCUGCAAUUACCAUGGCUGAAAAUGGUGCUCUAUCUUAGGUUCUUCAUGUAAAUAUUUCAUCAAUUUAAUUAUAGCAGAGCAUUAAGGCUGACUCACCUGAUUAGUUGGGCAAUUUUAUAUUUUUUGUAAAGCCUUAUGCCAUUUUUUGGGAAGUUGUCAGUAAUGGCUUCUGAUCUUUUAUGUAGGAGAAAAGAAAUGCCUCUGUUUUGCCCUUGUCACAUUUGUAUUGUAUUGAGUUUAAUCGCUACUAAACUUGCCAGAAAGAAAGUGAAUGUUGGGAUACAUGUCUUUUCCAUGGGAGUAGGCUCUUUAGCCAGAAAAUGACAAACAAUAAGAAUGAAAGUAUUUCCAUAUUGCUUUUA
Corylus avellana is the source of this 3449-nucleotide messenger RNA. RefSeq lists its product as uncharacterized. NCBI's taxonomy places the organism in Eukaryota, Viridiplantae, Streptophyta, Magnoliopsida, Fagales, Betulaceae. The record is from RefSeq and is a predicted model, not a curated record. Gene Ontology annotation, molecular function: zinc ion binding.